Messenger RNA from Neocloeon triangulifer, 1459 nucleotides. RefSeq names its product tryptophan--tRNA ligase, mitochondrial (gene TrpRS-m). Gene Ontology annotation, biological process: mitochondrial tryptophanyl-tRNA aminoacylation. Gene Ontology annotation, cellular component: mitochondrial matrix; mitochondrion. The transcript has 7 exons. The record is from RefSeq and is a predicted model, not a curated record. NCBI's taxonomy places the organism in Eukaryota, Metazoa, Arthropoda, Insecta, Ephemeroptera, Baetidae. Gene Ontology annotation, molecular function: ATP binding; tryptophan-tRNA ligase activity. Bases 213 to 1304 code for a protein of 363 amino acids.
CGCUUGCGCCAAGAAGGAGCCGCCGCCGGAGUCGUCUCGCUUAUGUCGCCGGUUUUCCCUCAACGGAGGACUUUUGAGGACUCUCGAUGACCAAGGGACUUCAAAAAUUUAAUAUCCCGGUAAAGGUUUGAUCUCCAAAAUUUUGCAUCCACGUGAAAUGAAUUAAAUUUUGUUUACCACUCAUCGUUUGCCAAAACUUCAGCAAAACAGAAAUGCAUCGAUCUCUCCUUGGAAAAAUAGUCAAGAGACAUUUCUCCAUGACUGCAGAACUUCUCAGCAAACAAUCAAGUAAAAGUGCUGAACAUCAUAAGAGGAGGAUAUUCUCUGGAAUCCAACCAACAGGGCAUUUGCACGCUGGCAAUUAUUUUGGAGCCAUUCGAAAAUGGAAGGAAUUGCAAGAUCAAGGAGAAGAUAUUAUCCUCAGCGUUGUUGAUUUGCACGCAAUCACGAUGAAACACGAACCAAAAGAGCUUUUAAAAAAUAAUUUAGCAUGCACAGCAUCGCUUCUAGCAAGUGGAAUUUGCCCCGAAAAGAGUGUAUUAUUUUUACAAUCGUCUGUGAGUCGUCACUCUGAACUGUGCUGGGUCCUCUGUUGCAUGACAACGAUGGCUCGUCUGGGACAUUUACCACAGUUUAAAGAAAAGUCGGCUUUAUGUGGCAAAGAAAUCCCCCUGGGUAUUUUCCUCUAUCCAGUUCUACAAACUGCAGAUAUUCUUCUCUAUAAAGCAACGCAUGUUCCUGUUGGCGAAGAUCAGUUGCCACACAUUUAUUUAGUACAAGAGUUAGCCAAAAAUUUUAACUCUCGGUAUGGGAAGACCUUUCCCCGGAUUGAGGCCAUGGUCGAAAAGAGUCAAUCUGGUCGGUUACGAAGUUUACGAAACCCUGAGAAGAAAAUGUCAAAGUCUGACCCUGAUCCUAAAAGCAGGAUAAACCUUUUGGAUGAACCUAAAGUGAUUUUGGAAAAAUGUAAAAAGGCCAUCACAGAUUUCACUUCCAAAGUUACUUACGAUCCUGAAAAUCGACGAGGAGUAGCAACUCUAAUUGACUUGGUUUCUCUUUGUACAGGCAAGACCCCUCAGCAGGUUUGUUCUGAAAAUGCUGACGUAGAUACCGCUAAAUUUAAGUUACGUGUUGCUGACGUUUUAAUUGAAUAUUUAACUCCCAUAAGACAAGAGUAUGAUAGGAUAGUGAAAGAUCCAGGCUAUGUUCAAAAAGUGUUGGACAAUGGUGCUUGUCGAGCACAUUCAAUAGCUGAUAAAACUUGGGCUGAAGUGAGAAAUAAAGUUGGGCUAAACCUUGCUUAAGGUCAAUUUUUGUAGCAAAAUUAAUGUCAAAUAAAUUCAAAGGCAAAGAAAAACAAAGAAACUAUUUAUUUAUAAAAUUAACAAAUCUGGUACAAAUGUGUAAAUAAUACAAGCUUAUAACUAUAAGACCAUUAAGUUGGCUCAUUAAUUUUCAA